UUCCCAAGGACAGGAUGAAACCGAGAUGAGACUGAGACAUGGUAGACUUGAGGAAUUCACAUCGGAACACUCACCAAGCCUCUUGGGUCACACAUACUUUAGGAAUUCCAUGGAAUCCCAAAUUCCUUUGCGGCACUUACCGGAACUGAGCAAAUGAUCACCACAGAAUUGGACCAUAGGCGAAUCUGCAGCACCCGCUUCCCGUGGGUCACGAUCGGAGCGCUUGGUGAUACCGCGACGAUCUGCGUCGGUGAACGGGGGGAGGGCUGUGGGGGGCAUCUGUGGGCUGUUGUCGGCAGCAGCCCACGUCGAUGACCAAUUCGUGCGUAGGCGAACCGAGCUCGGGGAACGUGAAGCCCACUUCGGUUUUCGACGGUGUCGAGUUCGGAGUGUGAGACGUGCAUCUCGUUCUCGAGUUCGGAGCCCCUUCGGACCAUGGAGUUCGGUUCGGGCGAAAAAAGGAACAAAAAGGGGGAUCGCUUCGGUGCACUCCGUCGGCGACGGCCACCCUCUUCGCACGGAGGGCCUGGCCGUCACAUGAGCCAAUCUGGGUCCGGCGAAGCGCCAGUGAGCGCAGCUGCGUGUCCAACAAUGUCAGGCCCUUUUGAACGGUGAAUUGGACUCUGUUUGACUUCCGGAUGGUGCGCCGAGAACUCCUUUGACUCACUUGGCCGAAUCGCUGUGCUUGGCAUUCAGGACAUAUGCAGGGUAUGAGAAGUUGCUUGGUCAACUUGCGCGUCUGCACAGAGGGAUGAAGGCAAAGUUCCAGUUUGCACCAGACACUGCAAGGUGCCAACUGGAACUUGGAAAGCUCUUGCAAGACAGACACUGCAAGCAUUUGCUAAAUCUAUAUAUCGCAAGCAGUUGCUUCUUCGACACUGCACUGCUCCCGGCACUUGGUCGUCAAUCUUUCCCUCCAAAGGGUUAUAUAUUAAAGAAGAAGUACCAGACAGCUGCUCCGUUCUAGAAGUUCUUCCAAGAACGAGUAACUAGGACUUGUAGUGACUGACAUCACUAAGAUUUUGUCUGACCAAAUGAACCUAGCACGUUGUCGUGCUACUUGACAACAGCAUGCAGGCCCUGCCCGAGACGGCUCCGAAUCGGGCUGCGAAGCUACCUGCUGUGAGGCAGAAGAUCCUGGAGCGCCUGAAGCUCCAGGCUGCUGCCCCUCCGGUCGCACCGCCGCACUUGGCAUUGGCCGUUCCCAAAGAUCCGCCCGAAGUGCCACCGGUGGUGCCGCCCACGCCUGACGAGCGUUUGGAGCAGUUGAAGGUGGAUGGCACAGAGCUCUGUGGAGAUGAGGCAUGGUUUGCAGACACUCAACUGCGAGAGGGUCUGCGUGCGGCGGUCCGUGAGGCCCACCGAGAGCAGAAGAUCUUGAUGGCCUCCGCAGCUGAGGAGGUCUCCCGCAUUGCCGGCGAGGGCGGCUUUCAGCGCCCCUCGGCCUUGGCGGUCUUGCGACUGGGUGGAGCUCAGCUUGGCGGCUACGGUGAGGGAGACAUCGCCUACUCUUUUCGCCAGCUGUCCAGGGUGCUUCAUCCUGACAAGAAUCCAGACUUGGCACAGGCUGACCAGGCCUUUCAUCGCCUCAGCGAGGCCGCGGAUGAACUGCGCAAGGGCUUGCAGGAGCAGCGGCGGCUCGUGAUUUGGUUCGCCUCAGCCACAAGCCAGCAGGUACCUGACAGUGUGAUGGAAAGGCCCCAGGAACCACUGUUUGCGGAGGCUUGCCGCCUGCUGACAGUGAUUUGUGGCCUUGCAGGCGAGGGCCUGGUGACCAUAGUCGCGCGUGGACGUGCGCUGUCCCUCUUCACCAGCACCUACCAGGGCUGUCGAGCACCAGAGCUUCUAGGCCUUUGGUUUGACAGGCCUCAACUGCUGGAAGCGAUGGCUUCGCCAUCGAUGCGUAUUGCCUACGAUUGUGCUGCUAAGCGCUAUCGAGCUCAGUUUCUUUGCCUCUUGAGCCGUGUGCUCGCGGCAGAAGUGAAACGAACUGGAGCGCUGCCGCGUGAUGGGUGGAAGAAGAUUGCGGAGACCUUUCCAGAGCUGGUCUUGUGGCAGGACUUGCGUGAGCAGAUUUACCAGCGCUGCUGGAUGGUGGGAGCUGACGAUCCACCUGGAAUGGCAGGCAUCGACCGCAGUCGAAGCCCUGCUCGAGCGCUCCGGAGUAGGUGGGCCCGCAAGUGGAGGAAAGCCAUGGCAGCGAUCCUGCCAUCGGGCGAGGACACUGCAGCCCCCGCAGCGGAUCCCGAGGUCAAGAAGUUGGCUCAUGUGAUGUGGAAGGACAUUGUAGCGGUCGCAGAGAGGGAGCCACACGGUUCAGGGCCAAAGCGAGCCCUGGGACUCUUCCGCGCGGAGCAUCACUCUCCGGCGACCUUCGGCCGGUCUUCGGCGAAGGACCGCCCUUCGGUCGAGGCGACGGAGUGGUGCUUUAUCCCAAGCUCUGACAUCUUCCUGGUCGUUGGAGAAGACUUGAUCGGUAUGACGCUCGAAGGCCUUUUUGCUGACAAUGCUCCUGGCCAGAAGAGGCUAAGCUUAGCUGAGUGCUACAGGAAGAGAGAUUCCCCUGCUCCAAAAGCUGCUGCUGUGAACCAAGCCCGGCCAAGCAACGGACAGGUGCUGCAAGUGGUGGAAGACGUUGUAGAGGUCUCCCCAGAAGAGGAGCCUAAGGUGUCGGAGCCGACGUUGUCGGAUCUCCUGGGCCUGGGCCGAUGAUCCGAUGAGGAAGUGAAGGACAUCUCCUUGCUUGACUGGCUGCGAGCGCUCGCAAGACCAUGCCAUUUUGCAAAAAAAGGAUGUGGGUGCUCCGAAAACAAUCAAAAACAAGACCCAAGGCUUAGGCCACCAACAGGGUGUUCAAAACUCGAGAGGUGAACAUCGCUACGAAAACUCUUCUUCACUCCUUUUCUUCUUUUUCGUGCGUGAAGGCUAGGUUCUUUUUGGGUGUGCUUUCUACUACGUGUUGUCAUGCUUGGACCCACAGACCUACAGAAUUCCUGUUUCUGCCGCAUUUUCAUACGAUUUCAGCCGUUAGUC
Messenger RNA from Durusdinium trenchii, 3033 nucleotides. NCBI's taxonomy places the organism in Eukaryota, Dinophyceae, Suessiales, Symbiodiniaceae. The record is from the annotation of a GenBank genome assembly.